AUGGCAGUUUAUGCUGCUCUAUUUCCUCUGAAGUCCAAAAUUCGGGGAUAUCUAAAACAUUAUGAUGCUUGCUUUGAUCCUCCAUCCCUGGAACUCACACAAUAUUUGUACAAGGAGGUGGUGUCGUUUCAAGAAUUUGUCGAGAGAUUGGGUAGCAGCAGCAGGGAAAGGAUGAAGGCUUCGCUUGCACACAUCGCAGAGGCAAUACCCAAAUUCCAUGAUCUACUUUCGUUGCAUCUGUUGGAGCAAUACACAAAAGUUCCAGAUCAGAGAAACCGAAGGUUACUUCGUUUAGGCCUGCCUCAAGAAGAAGAAGAAGCAAGCAAUCAAAUGUCCCGUUUGAUAGAUCUGAGGCAUCUAAAACGAGAUAUUCAUUCAUUCAUUCAAACUCUGAAGAAGGUGAAAGAGGAGUACGAAAAAGAAGAUGACGAAUCAACAAUUGAUUUGUGUGCAAGCAAGACAAAGAUGGUUGGAUUAUCUGAUCAGCGCACUGAACUCAAAGAAGAUCUUGUAAGAGCCUGGAGUGGAGCUGUGCAAUUACUCUCGGUGGUUGGGAUGGCGGGCAUUGGUAAGACCACUCUUGCUAGGAAAAUAUACCAAGAUUUGGAUUUUGCAGAAUGGUUCGACUGUCGUGCGUGGGUGGCAGUAGGCAGAGAGUGGCAGUUACAGGAGAUUAUAAGGAUCAUUCUAGCUCAAGUGAAUUCUCAUGAAAUGCUUAGCGUGGAAGACGAUGAUGAGAGAGAAAGUGAGUACUUGAGAGAGAGUUUGAAGGGUAAGAGAUACCUGAUUGUAUUGGAUGAUGUGUGGGAUGCACAAGUUUGGCACGACAUAAAGAAACUUCUUACAACUACGCAGCAGCGCGGUGUAGUUGGAAGCGGAGGAAGCAGAUUUUUGCUUAUCAGUAGGAUGCAAGAAGUAGCUGAUCGUGUUGGCUCAGAAUCUGGAAUUACUUCCUUAGAUAUGAGGCUGAUGAAUAAGGACGAAAGUUGGGAUCUUCUUCGUGAGAAGGUGUUUGCUGCAGAGUCAUGCUCGUUCCAGCUUGAGAAGACUGGAAGGAAGAUUGCAGAGAAAUGUGACGGUCUUCCUCUUACAAUUGUCAAAGUGGCUCAUCUCCUAUCCGGAGCAGAGAAGACAGUGGAGUACUGGAACGAGGUGGCAACACAAGAAAAACAUCAACUUUUUAGAGCUGCAUACGAUGAAGUAUCAAAGGUACUAUAUCCAAGCUAUGAAAACUUACCUCAACAUUUGAAAAUGUGCCUUUUGUAUGUGGGAGUUUUCCCUCAAAAGGAUGAGAUCCCCACAUCCAAGGUCAUAAAUAUGUGGCUUGCUGAGGGAUUACUUCUUCAACAAAACAAGGCCAAAUCAUUAAGGAAACAUGCUCUAAAAUGUUUGGAUGAGCUUGCUUCAAGUAAUGUUAUGGUUUACAAGAAAAGCACUAGAAGUUCCUCUACGAUGUCAAUUGCUGAUAAAGGGAUAAAAGUUUGCGGCCUCCAUUAUUCUUGGUGGCACCUAUGUCAAAACGAAGCUAGGAAGAGCAACUUUUAUCGUGUACUAAAUAGUCGCGGAGACAGUUCAGAGGAAAGUAUAAAAGGUCAGAGCAGGUUGUGCUUUCACAAGAACAUUUUACUUGGCAUCAAAGAGGUUUACGAUUCAAUGGAGGAUAAUUGUGCAUCAUCUGCACGUUCUCUCCUAUUUUAUGGUCCCUAUAGUCGAUAUCCAAUACCACUAUGUUCUGCUUUGAAAUUGCUCGAGGUACUUGAUGCUCUCAAUAUUCGUUUCUAUGAGUUCCCAUUACAAGUAUUCGAACUAGUUGAGUUAAAGUACGUUGCCCUCACGUACGACGGAGAGCUCCCUCCUUCCAUAUCCAAACUUCAUAAACUUCAGUUCUUAAUUGUUUGUCCACAUCAGCACAUCAAAUCAUGUGGAGCUUUCUUGUAUCUGCCUCAAGAGAUUUGGGAUAUUAAAGAUCUGAAGCAUCUUCAUGUCACGGGAAGCGAUCUACCUGAUUUAGGGGGCACCCCCUUGCCAAACCUCUUGACGCUUUUGGAUGUGAGUGCUCAUAGUUGUACAAGAGGUGCUUUUGAAAGGAUUCAUAAUUUAAGAAAGUUAGGGAUUCGAAUUGAAUUGCCACCUGAUCAUGGUGGUGAGCCUCUGAAUUGCUUUGAUCAUGUUUCGAUUCUCAAAAAUCUCAAGUCACUAAAAUGUGUGGUCGUGAAUCCUGAACUUAGGUCUGAGUUAGUUCCCCCUCCUACACUAGCAAAUUUCCCGGUAUACCUAAAAAAGUUGGCAUUGAGUGGGAUGGGCUAUCCAUGGUCAGAAAUGAGCAAGAUUGCUUCAUUAGCAAAACUACAAGUGCUGAAGCUGCGGUGCAAUGCGUUUCAAGGCCCAAAGUGGGAAAUAGAGGAGAACAAAUUCCCAGCCCUUGAAUAUCUUCUAAUUGAAGACUGUGAUCUGGAGCACUGGAAAGUUGCAACUGGAAACUUCAAAUGGCUUGAGCACCUAAGCAUAAAGCACUGCUACAAUUUAAGAGAGCUCCAUUGGGACUGUGAAGAUAACAUUUCGAUGAUUGAAGUAGAUGACUGUGACCUUAUAGUUGAAAAGCAAAUAAAAGAGGCAAAGUGGGGAAAAGGAAUGUUAGCAGCGGAUUUCACUAUGCAUUAUUCUUGGACUGAUGGGAAGCUUAAGUCACGACAGAAAUCUUCAUCUUGA
This is a messenger RNA of Salvia miltiorrhiza (redroot sage), 2709 nucleotides long. RefSeq names its product putative late blight resistance protein homolog R1A-10. The transcript has a single exon. The record is from RefSeq and is a predicted model, not a curated record. Lineage: Eukaryota; Viridiplantae; Streptophyta; Magnoliopsida; Lamiales; Lamiaceae. Gene Ontology annotation, molecular function: ADP binding. The coding region runs from base 1 to 2709 and encodes 902 amino acids. Gene Ontology annotation, biological process: defense response to other organism.